AUGAUCAAAGUAUGGGAGCAAGCCCACAUCCGAGAGGGACCUCUAUUGCGCAUUCAACUGGUAGACAACGAGUCAGGACAUAAAGCAUUAGGGCGUCCUCUAGCGGUCGGGGAGGUCAACAAACUCUUCGGAUUCCACAACUGUGAUGCUCUGGACACGACCAACUCAUCCAGUGUUAUGAAAUGGGCGAGGAGACAAAUCGAUGGUUGUAUUAGCGACCACAAAAGAUGCGGGACUAACUUCAUGGAUCAAAGCCUGCGAGGCUUCCGUCCCACGCGGCUCAUUGACGUUGGGGAAAAUGGCGAUCCAGACGUUCGCCUCGUCGUGACCUCGGAAUUGCCAACGCCGGGAAUCGUUCAAGAGUACGCUGCGUUGAGCUACUGCUGGGGCAACUCAACAAAAACACUUCUCCUUCAACAGAACAUCGACGACAUGACGAAGCCCACUGCUUUCUCCACAUGGGACAAGAACUACCAGCACGCCAUCAAAAUCACGAGGGAGCUGGGAAUCCGAUAUCUGUGGAUCGACGCUCUAUGCAUCAUUCAGCACCAGGAAAGCCAAGAAGACUGGCUGAAGGAAGCUCCAACCAUGGGUCUCGUCUACGCAAACGCGACGUGUGUAUUAUCAGCAACAGCCUCCACAGACUCGCAAGGCGGCUGCUUCUUUCCGAAGAUGUCCCUCGCGGGCGGUUGCCACCUGGGCCGGCAAGGAGGCACCUCGCUAGAUGUUUUCCCGUCAAUGAGAUAUGACAUGAUCAUGGCCGACCUGUUCAAGGACAAGGUUGAGUCGGCACGGCUGACCACGCGGGCAUGGACAUUUCAGGAGCGCAUACUCGCGAGCCGGAUUCUGCACUUUUGCGAAGGCCUCGUCCUAUUCGAAUGCAAUGAGAUGCAAGCCUCAAGCAGUCAUGGCUUUGGCCAGCCAUAUCCCAAGAAGACGCAUUUCCGCUUGGACGGUAAAAUGCAAGUCCCGCUCGGCCCGAGAAGGCCUCCUCGACCCUCCCUACCCUCCUUUCGCGUUCCGAGGUUUGAGAUUCCGGACAUGCUAGGUCAAAGCAUACUCACAUGGGAGAACGAGAUAGAUUGGGACGCCGUGAUGAGGACGCGAACCGAAGUAUCCAGGCUCUUGGGCGAUACCGGCACAGUGCCCUGGUGGCCAGUACAGGAUCGCGGCGGUAUACGUGCCAACGGAAACGUUUUGCGUUGGAACUCCAGCUUCUCCCUGAACGUGCUUGAAUUCCUGGACUUCUCCGACUUACUCAGUGUCUUCAGAGACUUCAAAGCCUACCAAGAGUAUUUCUUGUGGAGGACUUGGCGAGGCGAGAUGAUCGAGUCGGCUCGGAUGGGCAUGCGUGGUGCCUUUGAAACGCUCGUGCACUUCAAGGGCGCGUCAAUAGAAGAGAAGAUCGAGUUCCACAGUUGCUGGUAUGAGAUUGUCGAGAACUACUCUCAGCGCAACCUAACCAACCACACGGACAAGCUCGUGGCCAUCCAAGGGCUGGCAAGAUUCGUCCCAUGCCACUUCGUCGCGGGGCUUUGGAAGGAGGCGUUCGCUCUCAAUCUGCUCUGGAUGCUUAAUAGAUCAAGCCAGCCCAAAGGGAGGCCCAGGCGCGAUAUUCCCACCUGGUCCUGGGCUUCGGUUGACGGGCCCAUCUCGCACUGGCUGCGUGUACGAGUAUCCUCAAACUCGGCUAAUAGGGGCAUUUGGAAAGACCUCUGCCUGUAUGUGACUACUCUGUCAGAGCCGACUCCAGAAGCUGCCCGAACUGUCGUUUUGUAUCAUCAGAUACCGCUGUUCAAUCUCGACACCUCUAAGGCGACCUUUUAUCCCGACAUCACAAUGUCUGAUGAGAGCCAUGCGGGACUUUCCUGCCUCGCUGUCUUAUCAUUUAGGAAUCCCCAUGUUGAUCCCUACAUUGCUGAUCGACAACUCCAUGGCAUUGUGGUGCGGGCAGUCGUGGGCUCGGUGCAGAGGUACGAAAGAGUUGGCUACUUCCGGAUGCUGGACCAAGCCGCAGUUGAGGAUGCACUGCAACGUCUGCGCCAUGACCCUCUCCAGAUUGUACUUGUUUGA
Molecule: messenger RNA, 2073 nt
Organism: Clonostachys byssicola
Lineage: Eukaryota; Fungi; Ascomycota; Sordariomycetes; Hypocreales; Bionectriaceae
Source: the annotation of a GenBank genome assembly